UCAAUCUCAAAUUGCAAACAUCUCUCAACCAGUUUCUAUUCCAGAUAGGGAGGAGAUAGUUGAUGCAGAUGAAGGAGAAAUCCCAGAACUCGUGUACUCACCUCAAAUGGAAACAAUUGAGGAUGAAAUGGAAGACCCAACUGGAGUGAUGCAAUCACCACAAGAAUAUACAUCUGACUUUGACACAGAAGACAGUACUGAACCAGUUGACAUACCACAGAUAGACACCAUUGUUUCGGAAAAAAAAGACAAGACAAGACUAAUGCCAUCACCCCAAAGGGAGAGCACUGACGCUGAUACAGAAUGCAGUGGAGAAAAAGUUCCAACACCACAAAGUGAGUUCUUAGAUCGUGAUCAAGAAGGAUUGUCAGAAUCAGUUCCUUUACCAGAUGAGGGGACACCUGACUCAGCUAAAAAAGACAUCACUGCACCCAUGUCUCCACCACAGGUUGAAACCAUUGAAAGUAAAACGGAAGAUGUAUCUGGACGAAUUCGAUCACCACAAGAAGACAGUGUCACAAACAAAGAAAACAUUGCAGGAAAGUCGUCAUCACCACAAAAAAGGACUGGAGAGGCUGAUGCAGAAGACAUAUUUGGAGGAGCUCCUUUCCCUCAAUCAGAAACCAUUGAUUUUGAUGAGGAAGAUAUUGCAGAACUAGCUCCUCUUCCACAUGGUGAGACCCUUGACCAUGAUGCAGAUGGAAUCACAGAAUCCUUGUCUUCACCACAAAUGGAAAACCUUCAGUCUCAAGUUGAAAACAUAUUUCAACCAGUUUCUGUUCCAUAUGGGGAGGAGAUCGUUGAUGCCGAAAAAGAACAAAUCCCAGAACUUGUGUCCUCACCUCAAGUGGAAACAAUUGAGGAUGAAAUGGAAGACACAACUGGAGUGAUGCAAUCACCACAAUAUACAUCUGACUUUGACACAGAAAACAUGACUGAACCAGUUGACGUACCACAGAUAGACACCAUUGUUUCGGAAAAAAAAGACAAGACGAGACUAACACCAUCACCCCAAAGAGAGAGCACUGAUUCCGAUACAGAAUGCAGCGGAGAAAUACUUCCAACACCACAAAGUGAGUUCUUCGAUCGUGAUAAAGAGGGAUUAUCAGAACCAGUUCCUUCGCCAGUUGAAGAGACAACUGACUCAGCUAAAAAAGACAUCACUGGACUAAUGUCUCCACCACAGGUAGAACCCAUUGAAAGUGAAACUGAAGAUGUAACUAGACAAAUUCGAUCACCACAAAAGGAGGACAUUGAUGCUGACAAUGAAGACAUUGUGGGAAAGUCACCAUCACCACAAAAAAUGACAGCUGUGCCUGAUGAAGAAGACAUAUUUGAAAGUGAAACUGAAGAAACAACCGGAGAAAGUCGAUCUCCACAAAAAGAGGACACUGAUGCUGAAAAAGAGGAUAUAGCGGGAAAGUCACCAUCACUCCAAAAAAAGACAGUAACACCUGGUGAAGAAGACACAUGUGAAAGUGAAAUUGAAGAAAUAACUGCACAAGUUUCACCACCACAAAAAGAAGACAGUGAAACGGACAAAGAAGACAUUGCGGCAAAGUCACCAUCACCACCAAAAAAGACAGCAGAGCCUGAUGUAGAAGACAUAUUUGGGGUUGUUCCUUUCCCUCAAGGAGAGACUAUUGAUUUUGAUGAGGAAGGUGUUUCCAGACUAGGUCCUCUACUACAUGGUGAGACCCCUGAAGAUGAUGCAGAUGACAUCACAGAAUCUUUGUCUUCACCAAAAAUGGAAAACCCAGUACUUGUGUCCUCACCUCAAAUGGAAACAAUUGAGCAUGAAAAGGAAGAAACAAGUGGAAUGAUUCAAUCACCCCAAAAAUAUACAUUUGACUUUGAUACAGAAGACAUUCCUGAAACAAUUCACUUCCCACAGAAAGACACCACUGGUUCUGAAAUGAAAGAUAGGAGAAGCAUAACACCAGCACCCCAAAGAGAGAGCACGGACGCCGAUGCAGAAUACAUUGAAAACAAAGACCCAUCACUAGAAAGUGAAAAAGAAGGAUUCUCAGAACCAGUUCUUUUGCCAGAUGAGGGGACAACUGACUCAGCUAAAAAAUAUGUCACAGGACUAAUGUCUCCACCACAGAUAGAAAGAAUUGAAAGUGAAACUGAAGAUAUAACUGGACAAAUUCGAUCACCACAAAAGGAGGACUUUGAUGCCGACAAUGAAGACAUUGCGGGAAAGUCGCCAUCACAACAAAAAAAGACAGCAGCGCCUGAUGCAGAUGACAUAUUUGGAGUAGCUCCUUUACCUCAGUCAGAAACCAUUGAGUUUGAUGAGGAAGCUGUUUCUAGACUAGUUCCUCGACCACACGGUGAGACCCCUGACCAUGAUGCAGAUGGAAUCACAGAAUCUUUGUCCUCACCACAAAUGGAAAGCCUUCAUUCUCAAAUUGAAAACAUAUUUCAACCAGUUUCUGUUCCAGAUGGGGAGGAAAUAGUUGAUGCUGAUGAAGGAGAAAUCACAGAACUCGUGUCCUCACCUCAAAUGGAAACAAUUGAGGAUGAAAUGGAAGACACAACUGGAGUGAUGCAAUCACCACAAUAUACAUCUGACUUUGACACAGAAAACAUUACUGAACCAGUUGACGUACCACAGAUCGACACCACUGGUUCGGAAAAAAAAGACAAGACAAGACUAACACCAUCACCCCAAAGAGAGAGCACUGACGCUGAUACAGAGGACAAUGGAGAAAAAGUCCCAUCACCACAAAGAAGACAUCAGUGUUUCAGAAAUGAAAGCCGGGACAAGACCCACACCAUCACCCCAAAGAGAAAGCACUGA
Messenger RNA from Hippocampus comes (tiger tail seahorse), 2806 nucleotides. Its product is annotated as protein FAM186A-like. The record is from RefSeq and is a predicted model, not a curated record. The transcript has 2 exons. The coding region runs from base 107 to 2806 and encodes 899 amino acids. NCBI's taxonomy places the organism in Eukaryota, Metazoa, Chordata, Actinopteri, Syngnathiformes, Syngnathidae.